AUGUUUUCCAAGCGAAAGACCCCCAACGUCCAACGCGCUUGCCCCAACGUGCUGACCCCCGACACAAUCCCCUCGUUUUUCAUCCCACCCAACCUCGCCACCUUACAAGGACGGCGUGCGGCUGGGAAGCCCAGGGCAAGCGAGGCACCAGCCCCGCCGGUCAAAAACGAGGGCGCCGCGCUGCAGGAGGGACACCGGCCCGGUGUGCGACUCGGAGGCGCUCCCACCACCAUCCAGCUCCCCAACCCGAUGAACUUUGGGUGGCUGCCCGAAAGCCCCAACACCUGGCGGCGGGAAUCGCUGUUCCACAGCAGACCCCCACGUCGCCGAGGGCAGGGGGUCUGGCUCUCCUCCCCACGGACAAGGCCCCUUCCGCAGCCCACUCCAGGCCCGGACAGCGACACCGCCUCUUCCACGGAAAACUCCCCUUACAAUUCCCCCUUGCCCACCCGUCCCCUCGGCGGGCUGCUGCCUUGCCACGGCUACGGGCACCGCCGGCGCCUGGCCUGCCGUUCCCCCCACGCUGGCACAUCCCUGCGCCCCAGCUCCUUCUCCACGGAGGACACCAGCUCCGCGGACACCAGCCCUUGCUGCCUUCGCCGUGAGGCCGAUCCUGCCUGGAUCUCGCCGGGCGCCUGGUCCCUGGCACCGCUGUUCCCCCUGGACCUGAUGCGUUGCCACCAGCGCCUGAUCAAGGAGGUGACGCUGACGGUCAGCCAAGGCGGGCAGCUGCGCCUCUCCAGCGAGUAUCUUGCGCCGCAAGCCAGCCUCCGCGUGCGCCUGGUGAGCGCCGAAGGCUUCUACCCGCCCCAGGGCAGCCCCCGCCACAUGCACUGCUGCGUGGCCCUGCAGCUGCGCCCCGGCCUGGGCCAAAGGCAGCGCAGCGCCGUCAUCAAGAGGACCCGCAACCCCAUCUUCAACGAAGACUUCUACUUUGAGGACAUCAGCCCUGAGGAUCUUCCCCGGCGCAGCUUGAGGAUCAAAGUGCUGAACAAGGAAUGCAGCCUACGGCGGGACAUCGUGCUAGGUGAAUGCGACGUCCCGCUGGAUUCUCUUCUGCCCUGAGCGGGGUUCCCUGGCAGAGAAGGGCCGGGGGUG
Messenger RNA from Protobothrops mucrosquamatus (brown spotted pit viper), 1098 nucleotides. It is a transcript of the gene C2CD4D, whose product is annotated as C2 calcium dependent domain containing 4D. The transcript has a single exon. The record is from RefSeq and is a predicted model, not a curated record. Bases 1 to 1065 code for a protein of 354 amino acids. Lineage: Eukaryota; Metazoa; Chordata; Lepidosauria; Squamata; Viperidae.